Molecule: messenger RNA, 702 nt
Organism: Botrytis fragariae
Lineage: Eukaryota; Fungi; Ascomycota; Leotiomycetes; Helotiales; Sclerotiniaceae
Exons: 2
Coding region: 1-702 (233 amino acids)
Molecular function (GO): carbon-sulfur lyase activity
Source: RefSeq, a predicted model, not a curated record
AUGAGUGAGCUUAACGGUGGCUGUUCUUGUGGUCGCAACAAAUACACCAUCCAAAUCCCGCAAAACUCAGCAGAUGGCGCACAAGUCUUUUUCGAUAGCAGUAAUGUUCAUCGACGAUCACAAGCUGCUCCCCUCUCAGCAUGGCUUCGUGUGCCAUUAGCUUGGUAUCACUCAACGACGUAUGCCUUCUUCGAUGAUGAAUCACACAACACAAUUCGACGAUCUUAUACCCCUCCAUCCGAACAACAUGCGAAACGACAUUUCUGUGGCUUUUGUGGAACACCCCUCUCCUUUUGGACGGAAGAACCGGCAGACCAUGCUGAUUAUAUUUCGUUGACUUUGGGAUCAUUGGCUUCUUCGGAUCUGCGAGAUCUCGAAGAAUUGGGUUUACUUCCCAAAGAAGCACUCGAAGAUGCACAGAAUGAUAAACAAACUAUCGAGACUGUCAUACCACACACUGAGAACGACGGCAGAGGAGAACAAGGUCUACCAUGGUUUGAGACAUUGGUUGAAGGAAGUCGACUAGGAAAAAUGAAAACAAGCAGAGGCAGGAGAACUGCCGACGAUGGUCGAAUCAAAGUAGAAUGGGAGAUUGUAGAGUGGACUGGUGAAGAUGACGAUGUGCAGCUACCUAUAACUGGGAAGAGAAAGUUGGAUGCUACGAGUCCAGGUGAAGGCUCUCGCAUGGAGGGGCUACAAUAG